Messenger RNA from Dermacentor andersoni, 1545 nucleotides. RefSeq names its product abscission/NoCut checkpoint regulator. Gene Ontology annotation, molecular function: phosphatidylinositol-3-phosphate binding; metal ion binding. The record is from RefSeq and is a predicted model, not a curated record. Gene Ontology annotation, biological process: abscission; mitotic cytokinesis checkpoint signaling. Gene Ontology annotation, cellular component: centrosome; midbody; cleavage furrow. Lineage: Eukaryota; Metazoa; Arthropoda; Arachnida; Ixodida; Ixodidae.
GGUGUGUCCAGUACGUUGCCAUCGCGUCGUCAGCCGCCAGUGGGCACCACGCCUAUUUCCUGAUUGUGUUUUUAUUUGGCCGCCGUGUUUCGUCUACGGUUUGGGUGAUUCAUCUGUUGUGAUCGCGCAAUCGCUCGGACACCGCCGUUGCCAAUGUCAUGUACUGGGUGUAGUUCAAAGUUCGGACUCCUCACGAGAGAGCACUCCUGUCCCAACUGCCAAUUCUCGUACUGCGCCAAAUGCCUAAAGUCGUCUGUGCUCGUACCGAAGUUAGGAAAGCAGCACAAAGUUUGCAGGACGUGCUUUGAGACUCUCAGCAGGACUACUGCUAGUAAAACAGAGGAAAGAGAAGCGCCUGCUGCUCUGCAAAAGAGAAUGGACGCACUCAACAAGCAGCAGCAAGCUGACCACUCCGCUUCUCGUGGAGGUGGUUCUGCGCUACAGAUAGAGGAGAUUGAGAGCCGGCUGAAGAAGCUGCGUCAGGACAGCAAAGAUGUCAUUCCAAUUCACGCCGACAUCGAGGAAAGACUCGCAAAACUCAAAGAAGUUGAUGUCUCCUACUAUCGUCAGGCCCCAAUCACAGUGUAUGCAACGGAUGCAGAGAAAGCAAGCAGCCUCUUCGCUGAAGUGAUGCACAAGGUGGCCAUCGACAGGCGUCGGGCCCAGGUUAUAAAGGCAACCACCGAUGAAAUGGAACAGCGUCUCGAACGCCUACGUGGACUUAGCAGAGAUUCCAUGGAUUCAAACCUUCAGGACACAAAGGACAACACUUCAUCCGAUGCCGCUGGUGUUCCCCUUGCCACAACGGCGCCAACAGAGCUUCACCGGUCCACACAGGGAGUGAGUGAUGGAAAAGAGGACCAGCCCAUAGACGAAGUGGCACGACUGAUUAGCGAAGAGCUUAAAGCGGCAGCAGAGUCAGCGAAAAAGGGUCUAGAAGAACUCCAGAAGGACAAAGAACUCAUGAGGGAGCUUGGGCAGAUCAAGACCAAGAAAACGGGUAAAAAAAAGGCGGAAGAUGGCGGAUCCGAUUCAGACGACAGCACAGAGGCGGACGCUGUUGUGGCCAAGGUUCUUGAACAAGCAAAACUCGAGGAACUCGAAGAGUUGCAAGAGCUGGGCUUAGACCAAGGCGGUGAGGAAGCUGAGGAGCUUCCCUGGUGUGUAAUCUGCAAUGAAGAUGCCACCCUACGCUGCCAUGGCUGCUCUAAUGACCUUUACUGCCGCCGCUGCUACAAGGAAUUCCACGACUCUGAGCCACAUGAAACAACACUGCUGAAAAAAUAGCGCAGCAACUACUGCCCCUGGAAUACCCCACACCCACCAAAUGAAAAGAUGCUUCGGUAGUGCCACCAAGAAUUAUUUUAUACGGCAAAUUUACCGGUGCAUAGUCAGCGAGUCAUGCCCCAACACAAGCAGCAUCUUAAUUGCACGCUGUAUGAUAAAAGCUCUAUUGUUGCUUCGCUUGUUGUCUGUUAAAAAGAAGCGUUGGAUGGCAAAAUGUAUGUGUCCGCAGAAUUGCAUAAAGAGUCUGUCAAAUAACAA